GAACGGUAAUCUGUUUCCGCUUUUACCAUUUUCUCACACUAUUUAUUUACCCCAGCCCAGUACUGCUCCUCCCCCGCCUUCCUCCACCCUCCUCCUCUCUGCCGUCUGUGCAGCUCGUCAGUCCUCUCCUCGCCCCCGUUUUUGCCUCAAGCACCCCGACCACAAGGACUCCACGUGCGCCGAGGCGGAGGCGGAAGCGAUGUCGAUCGAUCGGUCCCUCAAGAAGAAGAGAGGGAGGCCAGCAGGAGGAGGUUCCCCCUCUGUCAGCAAGAGCGAGCGAGAUAAGAUGGUCAUGGAGCAGAAGAUGGCACUGGUGCACCGAAGGCUCGCCUUGCUCGACAGCGAGGGCGACAAGGAAGCUGAUGUUGUGCCGACGGCCACAAUGGAUGAUAGGCUUGCAAUUGUUGUUGAUCAACAGCCUGUCGUUGUUAAUGGCGACGAUACAGAUGACGAGGAUGAAUAUGUUCCUUUGAGAAUUGUGCGGCCACGGAGUGUGGACAGUGAGCAAAAAAGGCUGCUUGAUGUUUCUCAAACACACAAUGCCCAGGAUACUGGCACUGCUAAAAAGAAGAGAGGGAGGCCUGUCAACGCCAAGAUUGACAUGGAGCAGAAGUUGAAUAUGUCAACGCCGGGGCUUGGCUUGGUUGAGAGCGGCGGCAGUAACAGCAGCAAGAGCGACGUAGAUGAUGAUCUUGUGCCGAUGGUGAGAACUGUGGUAGCUGCUGUUAAUUGCCAAAAGACAUGUGCAAGCGUUCAGGGUAACUUUGGGUCUGCUAUGGAGAGAGCUGAGGAGGUACUUGUGAAGUUACCAGCCGAACAUCCUAGCUUUGUCAAGUAUAUGCUACAUUCACAUGUUGUUCAUGGUUUUUGGCUGGGUCUACCGUCUGACUUCUGCAACAAGCAUCUCCCAAAGAAGGACACUGCUAUUGUGCUAGAAGAUGAGGAUGGGCACAACUAUGAUGCAAAAUAUCUAGGAGCCAAGCAAGGACUUAGUGCUGGUUGGAGAGGUUUUGCGAUUAAUCAUGGUAUCAAGGUCGGAGAUGUUGUAGUCUUUCAACUUGUCAGUUCAGCAAAGUUUAAGGUCUAUAUAUUAAGAGCGAACAACUUCACUACAACUGAUGGAGCACUUGGUCUCCUGUGUCUGGAAGGUGGCAAGGAGAAGAUACCGAAAGAAGAAAGUUCCAAUGAUGUCAAAUCUGAAGCUGGCAAGGAGAACAUACCGAAAGAAGAAAGUUCCAAUGAUGUCAAAUCUAAAGCUGGCAAGGAGAAGAUACUGAAAGAAGAAAGUUCCAAUGAUGUCAAAUCUGAAGCUGUCAAGGAGAAGAUACCGAAAGAAGAAAGUUCCAUUGAUGUCAAAUCUGAGGAGAAGCCAAAGGUUGCUCAGAGCGACAGCAGCAACCUAGCCAGUGAGUCAAUAACAGAUGGCAUCAAAUUUUCAGACACAGUCAUCGAUUUCGACAACGUGAAAGAUUUCAGCAGCUUCAGCAUCGUCGUAGACGGCCUGGUCAUCGACUGCGAGUUCCCUGACCACCUGCGCGAGACGUACUACGAGCUGUGCUGUGCCCAGAAGUCGUUCCUUCACAAGGAGCUGCUCAAAGGGCUAAACCUCACACUCGUGGUGGGAGCCAUCAUGGAGACUAUCGACAUCGCGGAGGGCAUCAGGGCCUGCAAGGCACGCGCUCCUUCCUGCAGGGACUUUGUGGUCUGGAAGAAGAACUUGCAGGCCUUGAAGCUCCUGGGCAUGAAUGUGGACUUCCUGCUGAAACGCGUCGAUGAUCUCCUCAGCCUCCCUGCUCGACCCAGAGCCCCUGCUGAGGUAAAACUGGAGCGGGCACGCACCGUCGCGAAAAUCAAGGCGGUCGAGUCCAGGAUUUCGAGUGUGAAGGACACUCUCGAGGAGAUUGACAUGGAGAUGGAGGAGCUGGAGUCCAGCGUGAAGAUAGUGGAUGAGAUGAUGCAGCUGUUAGCGACCGCGCCGUGGUAGCAAUGUGCGCGCAGCUUCGGUCUCCGCCGCAGACAAUAAAUAUUUUGGGCGACAUGGCCGUUCAGUAUACAGAAGAUUAGAACUGCAUUUUGGCGGCAGUAUUUCAUUUUUGUUUAAAUGCAACUUGAGAGUAGUUAUUAUCGUGUGCCAUCUAGGCACUUCUUGUGCAGCAAACAAACUAGGAUGCUGUUUUUUUUUUGGGGUACACAUCAAGUGGUGUGACCUAUCUCCAUCCCAUCCCAUCCCCCCUGUGUAAUUCCGCGGAACUGCACUGUGACAGUGGUGAAAUGAAAAUGCAAGAGAUGCAGUUUGCUUUUGAGUA
Messenger RNA from Triticum urartu, 2306 nucleotides. Its product is annotated as B3 domain-containing protein Os01g0234100. The record is from RefSeq and is a predicted model, not a curated record. NCBI's taxonomy places the organism in Eukaryota, Viridiplantae, Streptophyta, Magnoliopsida, Poales, Poaceae. Gene Ontology annotation, molecular function: DNA binding.